Leptosia nina is the source of this 1167-nucleotide messenger RNA. NCBI's taxonomy places the organism in Eukaryota, Metazoa, Arthropoda, Insecta, Lepidoptera, Pieridae. The record is from the annotation of a GenBank genome assembly.
AUGCCCCUAACAGCAUUUCUCGGUGGUCCUAUGAAGUUCAAAAGUUUUAAUGAAACAUACACGCUCCUAACACUGCUCCUCACUAUGUGUAUGAUGUAUCCGAACCCUCAGAAUGAUAGGAAGCGGGCUCUCGGCAUCGUGUUGUUGUCCGUCUUGUUGAUCCCACAGUUGGUUAUAAUAGUGUGGGACAUUUAUAUGCGAAUUCUGCUCACGGAUUUAAAUAAUGGGAUUCGUCAGCUCGUCAUGAUUUUGUGUUUGUCGUUCAUCAUCUUUAAGAUGGUCAUCACGUUAAUUUGGAGUGGCAAAUUCAAACGCUUGCUGGACAAGUUGAACACAGAUCUGAAUAGUUUCAACGACCUACCAAAAGACUACCAGCGAAUAGCCGCACGAGGCGUCGCGAGGUCUCAGAAGCUGGAAAAGAUGUGGACGGUAGUACUCAUCAUAGCCGUGUCCACCUUUCCCUUUGUGGCUCUGGGCCUCACGAUAUAUUCGCAGUUUACCAAGGAGCCCAGAAAGUAUAUGAUCCACGAGGCGUUCAUACCGAUGAUCGAAGAUGUCAAAUAUGAAUCACCUUACUUUGAGAUUUACACCGUUUAUAAUAUUUUUAUGGUUUGGAUAGUAUGUUGUGGAUACGCCGGUUACGACGCGACGUUUUACGUAAUCGUACUCCACGUUUCGUUGAAGAUAAAACUGUUUGUACCCAAAAUAACAAAUUUAAUGGCCGACUCAGACGUACUAACUAUGAGAGCAAAGAUUGGCGAAAUUGUGCGCGACCAGUGUAGUGUGUACGACUUCCUUAAGGAGAUUCAGUCUUGCUUUGAGCUAUGGUUGGCGAGUAUGUUCUUUAUACUGAUGUGCCAAAUCGCUAUGGGCCUGUGUCAACUUAACGUGGCUGGUGAAAACAGACUGUCGUACUUCAUGUUUGCAGCCGCUGUGUCUAUAAACCUAUUCUUGCCUUGCUAUGUGGUGUCAGAUCUCACAUCCACCGCGGCGUCUGUAAGCGAUUAUAUUUAUGGAUGUGGAUGGGACCUAGUCCCAAACCCCGGAGUGCGCAAAAGUGUCGCCUUCAUGAUUGCGCGUGCGCAGAUACCCUUAAACAUCACUCCGUACGAUAUGUUUACAUGUAACAUGGAGACAUUUGUAUCUGUAUGUAUAGAAUAUUCUUAG